Molecule: messenger RNA, 7531 nt
Organism: Nilaparvata lugens (brown planthopper)
Lineage: Eukaryota; Metazoa; Arthropoda; Insecta; Hemiptera; Delphacidae
Product: laccase
Exons: 12
Coding region: 16-2760 (914 amino acids)
Biological process (GO): iron ion transport
Cellular component (GO): plasma membrane
Molecular function (GO): copper ion binding; oxidoreductase activity
Source: RefSeq, a predicted model, not a curated record
UCGUUGGUUCAGUUCAUGUAUGCGAUUCUAAGUGUGGGUACCUCGAGAAAUUUGUGUUAUGCGAAAAGAAAAAUGGAGGUCAUAGUUCAUAUGCUUCUAGUCUGUUUGGUGUCAACGGUUUCAAUCUCAGAUGCACGUAAUACCGGAAAACCCCUCUACCACCACAUCAGUGUUCCAGACCAUGUCUCGAAGGACAGAGGAGUGGAAGAAGCGUCCAAUCAAAACCACACUGCCAUUUCCAGUACGGAGGCCGAGAGUGUAACAGCUGAUUUUCCCGGUGGAAUAGCAGCUGAUACGACCACUCUUACUGCUGAAACACCAGCAAAAACCCAGAGAUGGGUUGACAUCAAAACAUCUGUGAAAAGUCAGAGAUGGGAUGAUAGUAAAACUUCAACUCCAGUACAAAGUCAGAGAUCGGUUGAGACUUCAACUACAGUACAAAGUCAGAGAUCGGUUGAGUCUUCAACUACAGUGAAAAAUCAGAGAUUGGCGGAUACUGAAACUUCAAAACCAGUGCUAAGUCAGGGACCUGCUGAAACUUCAAGUUCAAGUGAGAAAUCGACUGAUGCGCAGCUGGGAGUGCGCACACGCUACAAUAUAGACGGAUAUGAGCAUUUAUUUAAUGAUACCAAUUCAACUGAUGGGCAGCAGGAUGAUGGUGUGGAAUUCCAGCAUCAUUCGUUCCAUGGAGAUUCAACAGAUUCGGAUACAGAGACAACAACGGAACCCGAGAUAGAGACAACGACAACACCAGCCCACCAUGGAGGUGAGUGGUACGACGACACACCUUUGCACCAUCCCUGUUUGCGCGAGUGCCGGGCGGGCGAAGCGCCCAUGACGUGUCACUACACAUUCGUGGUGGAGCUGUACUACGCGAUGAGCAAGGCCUGCUACAAUUGCGCGACCAAUGCCAGUGACUGCGACCGCCAUGACUGCAUUCCCACCAAUGGCGUGAAGCGGCCUAUCAUUGUUGUCAACCGGACCAUACCGGGGCCCAGUAUUGAGGUGUGCCAACACGACCGCGUGAUAGUGGACGUGCACAAUCAUCUGAUGGAGGAGACGACCAGCAUUCACUGGCACGGCCACCACCAGAGGGGGAGCCCCUACAUGGAUGGAGUGCCCUUCAUCACUCAGUGUCCUGUGCAACCCCGCACCGCCUUCCGAUACAGCUACGAUGCUGCAAACGCUGGCACCCAUUUCUGGCACUCGCAUUCUGGGUGCCAGAGAACAGACGGCGCCGUGGGUAACCUGAUCAUUCGCCAGCCGCGCGUGCGUGACGUUCACGCGCACCUUUACGACGCAGACCUGCCGGUGCACGUGAUCAACGUGAUGGACUGGGCGCACGAGUUGGGCGCGGCCAUGUUCGCGGCGCACUACCACAGCACCGGCGACAACAAACCCGAGUCCAUCCUGGUCAACGGGCGCGGCAGAUACUUCAACGACAGCCAGCAACUCACUCACACGCCGUUGGCUGUCUUCAACGUGCAACAGAACGUACGCUAUCGAUUCAGAUUGAUAAACGCUGGUAAUCAGAACUGUCCGCUAGAAAUGUACAUUGAGAAUCACACUAUGACCAUCAUAAAUAGUGAUGGUGGUGACAUCGAACCAAUAGAAGCUGCGACAUUGGUGAGUUACGCGGGCGAGCGAUGGGACUUUGUGUUGAACGCGAACGCGUCGGUCGGCAACUACUGGAUCCGCUUCAAGGGCCUCAUGGACUGCGACGAGCGAUUCACCAAGGCUCACCAGGCGGCCAUCUUGAGGUACCAGGGUGCCCCCGACGAGGAACCCGGCUCCAAACUCAGCUAUCACGGCCCUGUCAAACCGCAUCCCAAAGUAAACGCCAUGAAUGUGAAAAUGGGAGAACAUGGAACAGUCAGCAUACCUGAGUUGACGGCUGUAAAUACGAUGAUCACCGAGGACCCCAAUCUCAAGCCAGUGGCUGACCACCAGUUCUACAUAGCUUACGAUUUCUAUCCAGUCGACACGCCACACUACCAUAAACCUCAUUUCUAUGGAUUUUAUGACGUUCAGAAUAAGAAGGAGCGAGUUUACACGCCGCAGUUCAACCGUGUGUCUAUGCACAUGCCUUCCGAACCACUGUUGUCGCAACGAGAUGACAUCAACAAGGACAUGUUCUGCGAUCACAGCAAGCUCAACAACUGCACCAGUCAGUCGUGUCACUGCACCAAUGUCAUCAAAAUACCACUCGGCGAUGUUGUCGAGCUCAUUCUCAUUGAUGAAGGCCAUACAUACAACGCUAACCACCCGUUCCACUUGCAUGGCCAUGCAUUCCGAGUGGUAGGCAUGGACCGACUGGGAGAGGAGACCACGCUACAGCAAGUGCGCUCACUGGACAAGGCCGGCCGACUGAAGAGGAAGCUCACAUCGGCGCCACUCAAGGACACUGUCACGGUGCCUGAUGGCGGAUACACCAUUAUACGAUUCCAUGCCACUAAUCCUGGCUACUGGCUGUUCCACUGCCACCUGGAGUUCCACGUGGAGGUUGGCAUGGCGAUGAUAUUCCAGGUGGGCGAGCACACCGAGAUGCCCCCCGUGCCCCCUAAGUUCCCCACGUGCGGCGACUAUCUGCCGUCGGCCGACGCUGACUCCAGGGCGGCCGUCGUAGACAACGAGAUCGACUUCGGUGACGAGUACAGAAACGGCCGCAAAUCGGCCAUCAAUGCUUCUACAACACUGCACAGAAAUGUGUUGCUCUUGGCUGUUGUGUGUUUUCUAACGGUUUUUAAGAGUGUCACGUGAAAUAGUGAUGGAUUGCACUGAAUAGAUUUUUGUGACUGAAUUAGUUAGUUCGAAUCGUGAGGCUGCAAAUCCAAAUGGGGAACAGCCUUCAGCCAGUACCUCCAAGAAACUAUUUUUCUCUAGGCUCAAGUCCGUUAGUGUAUAAAGCUGCGUACAGAUAUACGCGCCUCCAACCCGCUCCGCGCAAGCUCCGCCCUCGUUCCUCCAUCGCUCCGCCCCCGCUCUGCAGUCGCACCGAUCAUGAACGUUACGGGAGAUGUUAGCUCUUCUCGCGUUCCACUCUUGCUCCCCGGUCGAUCAUCAAUCGAUCUGCUCGAGUGACGUUUGGUUGCGGAGCAGAGCGAAAGUCUGUACGCACCUUUAGAAGUCCUGCUUCAGCGAUCCAGUGGGCGGUCUGUCAACUAUAAUGCCAAAAUCAAAAACCCAACCCUUUUUAAGUAGAAUUUGUAAGUAGUUGGUUGAUUGUAGAGGGUAAUGCAAUAGAGAAAAGAUUGAUUGUAGAGGGUAAUGCAAUAGAGAAAAGAUUGAUUGUAGAGGGUAAUGCAAUAGAGAAAAGAUUGAUUGUAGAGGGUAAUGCAAUAGAGAAAAGGUAGCAUAAGAUAUCCCAUGGUAUAGGGCGUUUAUGCUCCAAAUUUCAUUGUUAACUCAAGCCGAUGAUAGUCCUAUAGUGAGGUCCACGUUAUAAUGACAGUAUUUGAUUAACAUUGGUGUUGCUAUCCUUGUCUAUCAUUCGACAAAACAGAUAACACUAUCUUUUUCUGGCUCCGCAACGUUGCGAAGUUCGUUUUUAACAAUGUAGAAAUGUAAUUAAUCGAGGCAGACAAACGGAAAUGCCGUUCUCCUAUAUUCUCCUAUCUUUAUCCACUAUCAUUAUAAUGUGGACCUCACUAUAGUAGUUCUUUUUCGUGAAGCUAUGUGACGCUGGUAGUCUCUCAUAUUGUCCCGUUCGUAGGCCUACACUCUCACUCGGCCAAAAUAGUAAUAAUAGACAGUAUUCGACAGUAAUCUGCUUGAAUUAACAAAAAAUCGGCUUGAAAUUCGGAAUAUAAAAUACCUAUACCAUGAGAUAUCUAUGAGAUGCUAUCUAUUCUCUAUGGUGAUGCUUACUUCUCUCAAGCCUCAUGAUGUCCCCAUUUGCAUUGUCAGCCGUUAGUAGCUCAAAGCAUUGAAAUUUGUUCCUCGUAAUUUUUGGUUAGGUUUCUAUAAAGGUGUCUCCACACCUACCGUAGCCUAGCUAGAAAUACGUCAAAGACGUAACCUUUAUAUCUCCUAAUGUCAAAUUAUCGCUAAGCUGGUGCGAAAUUGACAGAUUGAUGAAAAUCAGGAAAUACGUCGGCUACGUCUUCCGAAAACGUAUUUCUAUAGUGUGGUCUACGUUAUAAUGGCAGCGGAUAAAGAUAGAAGAAUAGCGAUGCCGAUUCUCUGCAUUAAUUAAUUAUAUUUCUACACCGUCAAAUACAUAAUUGUCAUCAUUGUGGACCUUGAAAAGGAUAGUACCACCGGCUUUGUCGAAUGAUAGACAAGGAUAGCAAAACCAAAGUUGAUCAAAUACUGUCAUUAUAACGUGGACCGCACUAUAGCUACGGUAAGCUAGGUAUGAAGUAACCUUAAAAUUUCUAAUAGUAUCAAGUGUAGUAGGUGUAGGACUGAACCCGAACAAUAUAGACUGUAUGCAAAUGUGUGACUGUGAAUAUGCAGCAGUUACUAGAAUAAUUUAUUAUAUCUUCACGUGAAAUGAAAUACCUUUAAUAAUUAUAAGUAAUGUCGACUAUUGUGUACAAACUGUAAAUAUUUGCGAGUGUUUACCAAAAUAGUAAUAUUUUUCUACAGAAUAAAAUCGUAUGAAGGACAAUAAGGUAAUUCUUUUGUGAGGGUGAUGCUCAUUCAAGUCUAGUUUGUAGGCUAUCUUUGACAAUUAUACAGAGUGAGUGAUAUGUAUGGGAACCUCUCAAUAAGUUGGAGACAGUUGUAGAUAUAAUACUGUAACUUUCAGGAUAAGUUAUUGUUAAAAUAUUCUCCCUUUUGACUUACAUCUGAAUUUCAACCCCUCACAAGGGGGUGACUUAGGGGUUGUAACUCGAAUAUUUUAAAUGUAAACACCCAUUGUUUGGUACAUCAUUUUAAAGACCUUUUUAAAACUAGGAAAAUGACAUGAAUUAAAAUGUUCUAUGAUAAUUGUUUUUAAAGUAAUGACGAGUUGUAACUCUAAUAUUUUGAAUGUAAACGCCCAUUGUGUGAUACAUCAUUUUGAAGGCCUUUUUAAAACAAGAAUAUCACAAUAGAAAUGUUCUAUGAUACUUUUAUCCAAAAUGGAAGCUGAUUGAACUUUAUCAAUUAUUCCUUUAAAAACUAAAACUUGAAUCAGCCGCCAUUUUGUAUAAGACUAUCAUAGAACAUGUUUAUUAAUGUCAUAUUUCCUGUUUUGAAAAGGUCUUCAAAAUGAUGUAUCAUACAAUGGGUAUUUAAAUUUUAAAUAUUUGAGUUACAACCCCUCAUUACUUUAAAAACUAAAACUUCAAUCAGCCGCCAUUUUGGGUACAAGUAUCAUAGAAGAUUUUUAUUGAUGUUAUCUACCUUGUUUUCAAAAGGCCUUUAAAAUGAUGUACCAAACAAUGGGUGUUUACAUUUAAAAUAUUCGAGUUACAACCCCUAAGUACCCUCUAAGGGUAAUAAAAGAAUGCCAAUGAUAUUUUGUAGAAGGAAAUAGAAAUUUAUUAAAAUUUGAAAGGUGAAAUUAUAUUAUUAAGAUAGAAAUCGGAUACAGUAUUGUGUAUUAUCCUAUUCAUACAGAAGGGAACUUAAUUUUAAAUAUUCUGUUCUCUAUAAAACAGAAGAUAAAGUCUAUAGGCUAAAAUUUAGACAUAAGAGAAAUUUACAAACUUGAAUAAGACAAAAUGUAGCCUACUGUUACAGUACAAGCAGGUUGCUCAAAUUUUUAUCAAGUUUAAUUGUCGGCCAGACAAAAAAGUGACUUAAACUUUCUUAGUAUUUUUAUACGCAUCAAAUAGUAUUUUACUGUAAAUAUAAUACAAAUAAGCGCUGUGAUCAUCUUAUACUAGAGUAGUAUAUUAUUAUUGAUAGAUUAUUUUAUUUACAAAAAUUCAAAUUAUUAUGUAUACCAUGCGUAUUCAAUUGAAUUUUAUAUCAACAACGAGAUUCAAUUGUUCAUAUAAUUGUAUAAUAUCGUUAGUAGGACAACGUCUAUGUAGUGCCUAUUAAACAUAUAAUUAUUACUGUAUACAUUUUUAUCAAUACCAAUACUUAAUUUGUUUUUUAUAUAUAUGUGAGGAAGAUGAGUAUUUGACAAGUGGCUUCUUCAAAAUUCACUUCAAGUGAGAGAUAAAGAAAUAAUUGUUUUCUUUGAGCAUAAGAGUUGAAUGUUGUUGACGAUAGAGUAAUUGCCGUUUUCACAUUUACCGAUUGUCGGCUAUACACUCUGAAUUAUACUCCGAUUGGCUGUUUCAAACUAACCGAUUAUCGGCAGAACCUAGAAUGUCCUUUGAUUGGCUGAGAAUCAGCUGUUUAUGAGAAUCAGCCAAUCUAAGGGCACAAUUUCUGCCCUUUAUACUGACAAUCGGUAAGUGUGAAAACGGCCAUUGGUUGAGAAACAGCUAUUGGUGAGAAUUAGAGCCAAACAGAGGAUAAUUUUGAGUGUCGGCCAACAAUCGGUAAGUAUGAAAACAACCAAAACGGAAUGGAAAUCGGGACUUUGGUUCCACUUGAUUUUUAGUAGUGAUGUGGAAGAUAUAGAAUAAAUUAUAAAAUAAAAAUAUUGUUACCAAAACAAUUUCAAAUUAUUCUUAAAUACCGUAACAUAACGUGAGUAAUUUUAGUUAUACUUAUUGAAACUACUUACAUAAGAAAUUACAGUACUUCAAUGUGUGGUAAAUUGGAAGUAAUUAUCUUUCGAGGUGCAGGGAGAAGAGAUGACCAACAUCGUAGUCGAAAGAAUGGGUUAAAAAUCGGAAUCAAACGUCCUAACGUCUUGCUAUUUCAAACACAAUAUAAAAUAACCAUCACUAAAAUUAUUCUAAUAAAUAGUUUAUUAGUUGCUGUGAAACUCAAAGCAAAUAUUUAAUUAAAAGUUUAAAAAAAUGUCAGUUUGUGAACCAAAACCUGUUGAUCAGGAGAAAUAUUUUUUUUUAAUUGCAGUAUUAAAAACUUACUUUUUUAAAUUUAAACUCAAUUUUUGAAAUUAAGUCUUCUGCAUGCCUUAUCUGGUGCUUAUUCUUAGAAUACUCAUGUGCCUUCAAUAUUCAGAAAUAAUAUUAAUUUUCUAUACGUUUAUAUUGUACUGACAUAUCACAAAAUCUUCAAAUACAAUUUUCUGUAGCUGUAAAUAAUCUACUGUUGAAGUGAAAUGAUAGAGAUAUGAAUAAAUUCUACAUCUCUGUUCCUAUAGUGUAAAUUUAAAGCUACUGUUAAUAAGUUAUACUACUUUUUAAUUUUUACAAAAGAGAAAGAUCUUGGAAUGUUAGGUAAAAUUUUAAAUUGUACUGAAAAUUUACAGUAAGUAUAAUUUAUGGACUUAGUAAGUUAUCAUAUCACUUUCAAUUUCUACAAAAGAACAAGAUCUUGGAAAGUAGCGUAAAACUUUUACUGAAAAUGUACAAUAGGCUAAGUAUAAUUUAUGAACUGUGAUCUUUAAGGGAAUGUAAAUAAUAAUUGUAAGCAAUAUUGAAUGUAAAGAAUGCAUUAAAAAUUAUACAAAAAAUCUACCAAUAUUUAUUGAAAAUUAAUAAAUUGAAGUUCAAUUAUUUUCUACGACAAA